CGAGCCCUGUCGUCUUCUGGCGCUGAGCGGCGGGCAGCGGGCAGCCAUGUGGAAGAACGGCAGCUUCCUGGCGCACGCGGGCUCCAAGGGCGAGCGCGCUCCCUUGUUGCCGAGGUACGAGUACAUCGAAUCUGCAGCGCCCUCCGUCCGACAACCUGAUGGACUGGACGCGCCACCGCUGCAGAAUGGAGCCGCCACGCACGCUCAGCUGCUGGCGUCGGAGAAGCUGGGCGUCGGCCACGACGACGCCGCGCUAAGGCUGCAGCCCACAGCGCCGCACCCCGACGAGGACACGGACGAAGAGGGUGAGGGGGGCGCGAAGCGCGGCCGCAGCUGGACCAGCCCCGCGACGCAGAACCAGCUGCUGGCCGCCUCCGCCUGCUUCCUGCUCACUGCCGGCUGCGGCUUCCCCAUAGGCUUCUCUGCCGUCAUGCUGCCACAGCUGCGCCAAAACGACUCCGUCAUCCACACCAACGAGGAUAUGGAAUCUUGGAUAGCGAGCAUGCAUUCGGCGGCGACUCCGCUGGGGUCGCUGUGCAGCUCCUACCUGUCUGAGCAGGUGGGCCGCCGCACCACGCUGCAGCUCACGGCGCUGCCCUUCCUAGUCGGCUGGCUGCUGCUCGCCUUCGCCCAGAGCUACACCGUCGUCAUCGUCGGAAGGAUCCUCUGUGGCAUCGCCGUCGGCAUCUCCGCCUCGCCCUGUCAGGUGUUUUUGGGCGAGCUGGCCGAGGUAGAUAUCCGUGGGCUGUUGGCGGGCGUGCCGAUGCUGAGCUACUCGCUGGGCAUCUUGCUGGUGUACGCUCUGGGCGCGUGCCUGGACUGGCACGUGGUGGCCGGCACGGGGCCCGUGCUGCCGCUGCUCGCUGUCGUCGCGCUCUGCUUCAUCCCCAGGAGCCCCGUCUGGCUGGUGCGCCAGGGCCGCUUCGACGACGCCAAGAAGGCGCUCGCCUGGUUCCGCGGCUCCACGUCGGAGACCAGCCAUCAGGUGACCCACGAGCUGAGGGAGCUGAUCGAUCGGGCGCGGUCGGACGACGCGCAGGAGGCGGCGCAGGCUAAGGGCGGAUGCUGCAGUGUGUUCGCCAUGCCUCAAGUAUACAAGCCGUUCCUAGUCGUCAACCUGCUGACCUCCAUGCAGAUCGUGUCGGGCACUUUCAUCGUUAUCUUCUACGGCGUCGACAUCGUAGUGAAGUCGGCGAGCUCGGCCGGCGGUCACAUCAAGGGCGAGAUGUUCUCGGUGGUGGUGGCGGUGGUGCGCAUGCUCUUCUGCGUGGUGGGCUGCUGCCUGCUUAUAUGGUGGACGCGCCGGCGCAUGGCCAUGGUGUCGGGCGUGCUGUCGGCUCUCUCGGCCCUGGCGCUGGGAGUCGUCUGCCUGCUGAAGGAACACCGGCCUGCCUCCGAGCCUGUGCCGGCGUCGGAGCCGCUGGUGAUCGCGGCGCUACUGCUGCUCUACGUGGCCACCAACACGGCCGGCUUCUUCAUGCUGCCCGUCAUCGCCAUCGGCGAGAUGCUGCCCGCGCGCGUGCGCGGCGUCGCCGGCGGAUACACUUUCUUCGUCUUCAACACGGCCCUCUUUAUCGCCACCAAAGUCUUCCCCUACUUAACAGACACCAUCGGCAUGGCCGGGGUCUUCAUCAUCUUCGGCAUCUUCAGCCUCCUCGGCACCCUCCUCGUGUACCUGAUAAUGCCGGAGACGAAAGGCCGCACCCUCAACGAGGUGGAGGACUACUUCGCAGGGGACAACUUCCUCUGGAUCACGAGGCACAGGUACCGGUUUGUGCCACCAACUGCUCCCCUGCCUAAGGCCUGACAAACUCGCACCUGGCUGCCAGUGCCGUAGCGGUAGCACUCCUGGACAGUCUUGCGCAUAUAGUGUCAUUUUUUUCCUUGAUACUGACCGCUUUUUCCUCAAAGAAACAGACUGGGGAACUGAUCUCGCUAAACCCUGUGAAACUUCGUUAGCGUGUUUGAAACUGCGUAAUGUAAUAUGUGAAAUACACUCGCUACCAGGUUCUCAAAGUGGAUGAUGCUAAUACUCUUUUUCCUUAAAGGCUUUCAAUGUGCUCGACU
This is a messenger RNA of Schistocerca piceifrons (Central American locust), 2067 nucleotides long. Its product is annotated as facilitated trehalose transporter Tret1-like. Bases 47 to 1807 code for a protein of 586 amino acids. The record is from RefSeq and is a predicted model, not a curated record. Gene Ontology annotation, biological process: transmembrane transport. Gene Ontology annotation, cellular component: membrane. Lineage: Eukaryota; Metazoa; Arthropoda; Insecta; Orthoptera; Acrididae. The transcript has 5 exons. Gene Ontology annotation, molecular function: transmembrane transporter activity.